Molecule: messenger RNA, 3075 nt
Organism: Caenorhabditis bovis
Lineage: Eukaryota; Metazoa; Nematoda; Chromadorea; Rhabditida; Rhabditidae
Source: the annotation of a GenBank genome assembly
AUGGCUUAUUAUACGGUUGUCGAGUGGAGUUUUGAUCGAAAGACACCGGACGACGAGCAGCAAAUUCGAGACGAAUUGGAGAAGUUGUGCGAGUUGCGCCACAAACGCCUGGCGCGAAUCUACGGAUUCCAUUGGCGCGACGAUCAAUUGCUCAUAUUUCGGACGCACGUGCCGACGGGCACGAUUGCCGACCAUUUGCGGAAAGGCGCCCUCAAUGAGUUGGUCGCUUUCCGCUACACGUUGCAAGUGCUCGACGCGCUCAACUACCUUCACGAGCAGGGAAUUGUGCACGGAAAAGUGACGACGUCCAACAUGCUCAUCACGCUGUCCAACGACAUCCUCCUGGCCGACAUGCUCGUCAAACAGCUGCCGUGUGUUCAGAAGCGUCAAGCGCUUCUCAGUUCGCCUCCAGAAGCGUUUGGAGUGUUCGACGACUUUCCCAAAUUGACGCCGGCAUCGGAUGUUUGGGCCGCCGGUUGUGCUCUCGUCACGAUGCUCACUCGCUCGGCGCCGUUCUCCGACCAUUUUCUGCAUUUCCACGGCGACAAAUUGCAUCGGGAACUGAUACGCCAUUGGCGCAAGAAUCAGUUGGCGUUCACCAGCGUUGCGCUUCUGCCGAACGCCGGCCGCGACGUGUCGGAGCUCGUCGACACCAUCUUCGAGAUCGAUGCCGAUCGGCGGCCGCCCGCCUCGCAUCUCAUCGCCACGUUCGGCCAUCGGUGUCGGACGAGCUCGCUUCUCAAUUUUCAGCGCAUCAAUGUGGAGGAGGUCGAGAUGGUUGAAGACGUUCUUGUUGAGAAGUCGCCUGAGGUGCCUGUCGUUCCAAGGGAGGGUCUCAUCGCCUUCAUUCGCUGGAUCCUCUCGCGAAUAUUGAUCUUCUCGAUUCUGCUCGUCAAAUGGAUCGCGAUGGUGUUCUGCGCGGCGUUGAGCCUCGCGCUGGUCGCCGGCACCGUCUUCCUCUCGAUUUUUGUGAUCUACAACGGCAUCGAGAUGGUGUGUCGAUGCCGCCUCAACGAGGGCUUCAUCGUGCUCAUCGCGCUCAUCCUACUGCCCAUCAUCAUUCUGUUGACGACGUUGUGCUGCAACAACUCGCUCGAGAAAUACCAUCACGAUGUGUUGAGCGGCAAAGUUGAGAGGUCGUGGUUUGUUGCGAAGACACCCGAAAAAGAUAUCGCCUUUUUUGGGUAUUUAAUGAUCAAGGGAAAACCCAGAGAGGCUACGAGAAAGAUGGGCGUCUCGACGGGAAUCGCGCAGCUGAUGGGCAAGACCGAUUUUCUAAGCGGCUGUCGUGGCAGCGGAUCAGGUUCGAUCGGAGAUCGAAUCGCACGAUACCCGCAGGUGUCGUCGUCGUCGUCGGUCGACUGCUUCAGUCCGCUCCGAACACACGCACACGAUUGGCACGCAAUGCGGCGAAAUCGAAAAGUGCUUGUCGCGAUCGCCGUCGCGCUUAUUAUUCUGACCAUUUUAGUGCUCGUAUUCAACUCAUUCUCGACGUCGGCCGACUCGAACGAGCACGAGAUCAGCGUCGGAAUGCGGCCGAACGCGUCGGAAGUGCGUCUGAAGCGCGAUUUGAGUUUGAAGGAGGCGUGGAUGAAGCGCAAAUCGUCGUCGCCGCCGACGAGUCUCGCCGGAAUCUAUGUUCGCGAUGCGUAUCGCGUCGCCGACGACGAGAUUCGCAUCAUUUAUCUCGAGAAUCACGAUAAUAGAAUCAGUCUGAAGGCGGAAAUUCCGGGCGGCGGUUGGCAGCCGAUCGAAUGGUUCUGCUUCAACGCGACAUGCAUGGACUAUCUGUUCUGCACGAUGGCGACGCGAAUCGGCAUCGUGCGUCUGCCGCCGACGACGCCGUCGAUGUCGACGGUGCACGUGAGCGUCGAGCUGAGCGACGAGUACACGCCGAUCGCGGUCAACGACGUCAGACCGAAGCCGAGCGCCGCCUACGAGCAUCUCGUCGGCGUUUGCGUUCAGCCGAUAUUCUUCUUCACCGAUUGGACCAUCAUCAUUCAGUUCUUCGAGUCGUGGCUCGCGCAAGGCGCCACCAAAUUCUACUUCUACGUGCACAGCUAUACGAGGCAGACGAAAGCGGUGCUCGAUUUCUACGCGAAAACGCUCGGCGACCGUUUGGAGCUCAUCGAGUGGAGCGAUUUGCCGGUGCACGCGCGAGAACGCGGCGAUUAUUUCAAGGAUCCCAACGCGAGAGUUUUCCGGCACGCGGCGACCGCCUUCAUGCACGACUGCCUUCUUCGCGCUCGCUCGCACGUCAAAUUCAUCUCGAACACCGAUCUCGAUGAUCUACCGUUGGCGGCAAAUUUGAAUAUUUCGACGACGUUGGAAGCGGCGGCGAAACGCCAUCCGAAAGCCGCCCAAUUCAAAAUUGAUUGGAUUUUGACGCAUCAGCCGCAAAAUUGGGACGCGAUUUCGCGUCCGGCCGACGUUCAAUUCGAGCUCAAUUUGGCCAAAGUGCUCAAAAUCGAGCACAUUCGUUGGGACUAUCGAGUUUCGAAGAAGAUUUUCCAUCGACCCGAACGGGUGGGUUCAAUUUCGCCAAUUAAUUAUGAUAAUUGCCUUCAGGUGAUCCACUUCGAUAUGCACUCCGUCUACCGUAAUGAGGUCUCCGAAGACGACACGCAAUAUACGACCGUUGAAAUGUUCGAUAGUCCGCAUUUGCUCUUUUUGCAUUUGAGACGAUUCGAACGACGUCUUCUGAAUCCGCCGGCCGUCGAAUACAACAAUUCGUUCGAUUAUUCGCUUCUUCAUCGCCUCAAUCAGCGAAUGCACGACAAUUAUGCGAAGCGACUUGAAGCUUCGAAACAAUUUGAGGGUCAAAAAUUGGCACCAUGGGCACUAGAAGCUCGCGAGACGAUGCGAAAUCUCGAGCAGUGCCGUCGCGAGGCGUUCGGGACCACACUAGAUGACAAAAACGAGAUGUGCCAACAGAGUUCGGCGGGAUGCGAAGGAAUGCUGACGGCCGGCAUUCAGUUCAUCAAAGCGCCUCUCACGUGGUCCAAUCUCGCACACAAGGCACUCUUCAACGAUUAUGUGCAGAAAACGCGAAAAACCGGGUUUUUAGGCUUUUAA